UUUUCGUAUUUGAAUCGUUUUUUGUUUUUCCUUGAGUGACUGUGCAUACCCUAAACAGAAAUUUUGGAAAAUAUGUCAGCAUCUCCCCCACCACCACAUGAUUUCACCGAUCACGAACAACAUAUGAAAUGGCAGGUGGAAAAGGAGAAGUACUCUACUGUACCUUUGAUCCCACAGGAUUUCUCUCAAGGAUCAAACAGCUCAACUAUAUCUUCCACUGUUCUUCAUAGAGCCAUGAGUAAUCCAUUUGUGCCAAUUGGCAUGAUUGCUACUGUUGGUUGCCUCAUUGGCAUGCUAAGUGCAACCAUAAAGCGCAAACCAGAAAAAGCUCAGCUAUACAUGCGUGGCCGUUGCUUGGCACAAGGUAUUACUAUCGCAGCGCUUGUUGGAGGCGCCAUACUUUUUGGACUAAAGCCUGGCACACCUCAAGUGCAAGUACAAGCUCCCAAGAUGUCCAACAAAGAGCUGCAUGCUUGAGUUAAGACAUGUCGAUAUCAUUUGAUUUUCAGAGUUCUAUAUACCUCGCCGUUUGAUUGUACAGGGUAGAAAGCUAGCUCAUUAUUUGAAAUGUUUUAAUGUUCCCGGUUACUUGCUUUUUCUUUGUUGCUCUUGUAUAAAUCUUUACUAAUG
Cylicocyclus nassatus is the source of this 630-nucleotide messenger RNA. Lineage: Eukaryota; Metazoa; Nematoda; Chromadorea; Rhabditida; Strongylidae. The record is from the annotation of a GenBank genome assembly.